GGCUCCUCGGCAGUCGCUGGAGGCUGAGGAAGCCGUCCGGAUUUCCUCGGCUGGUUUCGGGGCCUCCUGAUCAGGGAGCUCCACGGAGCCUCACAAAGCCCCUGUGGUUCUGGAUGUGGGCCUCCAGGCAGAACCCUGAGGGCCCGGCGGGCCGCUGACGGGGAUCUGGAUGCGGGGCAGAGGGAGGUCCGCCUCGGCCAAUGUGCACCUGGGUCUCAUCUGCCUGCUCCUCCUCCUCCUGCCUCCGCGACCGGCAGCCAGACUCUGCACCCAGGACCUCCUCCUCCGGGUCCGGAACCUCAUCAAAAAAGCCCCCCAGCAGAAGGAGCUGUGUUCUAGACUCUACACGCCCUCCGUCCUCGACUAUGAGAAGAAAACCCUUGGCUCCACCCUGAAGUGUUUCGGUGAAGAGAUCAAAGUCCUCCUUGACGAGUGGGCGACUGCUGGUUUUUUCAUAUACAAAGGUUUCAGAUUUAAAUCCAGGAUUGAAGAUCUCGCGGUGAAGUUGAACCUCACGGAGGCCGAGGGUCUGAAGUGUGAACGUCACAACGAGGAAAGUGCAGAAAAGUUCCUGAAUGAACUUCAACUGACUUUUCAGAGGAUAAACAACGAUUACAGAUGCUAAUAAGGACUUCUAAAAAGACAGUUUUCCUCGUCAUUAACUUUUCAUAUCACCUGGGCUCAGGUGUUCAGAGUAGAAGAACAUGGAAGUAGAUCAUGUUCCUGUAGAAACAGGAAGUAGAU
Molecule: messenger RNA, 744 nt
Organism: Cyclopterus lumpus (lumpfish)
Lineage: Eukaryota; Metazoa; Chordata; Actinopteri; Perciformes; Cyclopteridae
Gene: il15l
Product: interleukin 15, like
Exons: 4
Coding region: 170-625 (151 amino acids)
Source: RefSeq, a predicted model, not a curated record